Anguilla anguilla (European eel) is the source of this 680-nucleotide messenger RNA. Its product is annotated as galactose-binding lectin l-1-like. NCBI's taxonomy places the organism in Eukaryota, Metazoa, Chordata, Actinopteri, Anguilliformes, Anguillidae. The transcript has 3 exons. The record is from RefSeq and is a predicted model, not a curated record. The coding region runs from base 80 to 442 and encodes 120 amino acids. Gene Ontology annotation, molecular function: carbohydrate binding; laminin binding.
UUGACCAUGAAUUUUCCUAAAUUUUUCCUCCUGUUUUAAACAGGAUGCAGAGCUGAAAAACAUAUGCUUCAAGCCAGGAAUGGAACUGAAGGUCACAGGAGUCCCCAAACCCAAUGCUGCUGGUUUCGCAAUCAAUGUGUGCGGCUCAAAAGAUAACAUUGCACUGCACUUUAACCCGCGCUUCAACUGUGGCGCUGACCAACGAGUCAUCGUCCUGAACACCAGGAAGGAUGGGCACUGGCAAGAAGAAGUGAAAGAGAGAAACUUCCCUUUCCAGCAGGGGAAGGAGUUUGAGGUGACCAUUAUCUUCGCUGAUGACAAAUUUUACAUAAAUCUACAUGAUGGCCAUGUGUUGCUGUUCCCCAACCGUCUGGCUGGCAAACAAUAUGAUUGUAUUUUGAUUGAUGGAGAAGUCACAAUCAAUGGAAUAUAUGUGAAAUAAAUCAGGAGAUUAGCCAGCCCCUUUCUGGCUCCUGAUUUGCUGAUCUGCUUCUGCUUCUGCUUCCUGCUUCCUUCCUACAGCUGUGCUAUGACCGCACUUUUUCUCUCCCAGACAUCAGCGCUUUUAAUCUUGUGCUUCUCUGCAACAUUUAACAGACCCCCUCUGGCGUCUGUCCAAACUCACUGAGUGUGAGAAUCAUUCCAGCUUCAAUAAUAAAUCUCUGUCAUGAGCAAAUUUA